AAAAUCCUCCGCCCCGUCGCUAGGCAGAUCCGCACGCCAGCAGCCAAUCGGGUCGCUGGGCCUGGACGGGCGCAGGGAGUCGCGGCUGACCGAACGACAGCAUCCGAGUCCCGGGGAAGAACAUCACGGAUCCUCCGUGAAAACCCUCCAACAUCCUCAAAAUGCCGAACAAAACCAAGAAGGACAAGGAAACAACCAAAUCUGCGAAGAGCAGCACCAAGAACAGCAACGCCAGCAGUGGGAAAGACGCCGGGACGGAGAACUCAGACGAGGCCCAGCAGCAGAGUGGCAGUAAGCGUCCCAGUAACAGCACGCCCCCCCCCACCCAGCUCAACAAGAUCAAAUACUCGGGCGGGCCCCAGCUGGUGAAGAAGGAGCGCCGGCAGAGCUCGUCCCGCUUCAACCUGACCAAGAACAGAGAGCUGCAGAAACUACCUGCCCUCAAAGAUGCCCCGCCCAUCGACAGGGAGGAGCUGUUUGUGCAGAAGCUGCGUCAGUGCUGCGUGCUGUUCGACUUCGUCAGCGACCCGCUCAGCGACCUCAAGUACAAGGAAGUCAAGCGGGCGGGGCUUAAUGAGAUGGUGGAGUACAUCACGCACAACAGCGACGUGGUGACCGAGUCCAUCUACCCCGAGGCCGUGAUCAUGUUCUCAGUGAACUUGUUCCGGACUCUUCCUCCCUCCUCCAACCCGACCGGAGCCGAGUUCGACCCCGAGGAGGACGAGCCCACUCUGGAGGCUGCCUGGCCCCACCUGCAGCUCGUCUACGAGUUCUUCCUUCGCUUCCUGGAGUCUCCAGACUUCCAGCCCAACGUAGCCAAAAAAUACAUCGACCAAAAGUUUGUACUGUCGCUGCUGGAGCUGUUUGACAGCGAGGAUCCCAGAGAGAGAGACUUCCUGAAGACGAUCCUGCACCGGAUCUAUGGCAAGUUCCUCGGCCUGAGAGCCUACAUCCGCCGGCAGAUCAACAACAUCUUCUACAGAUUUAUCUAUGAGACAGAACAUCACAACGGCAUCGCUGAGCUGCUGGAGAUACUGGGAAGUAUUAUCAACGGCUUCGCUCUGCCGCUGAAAGAGGAACACAAGAUGUUCCUGAUCCGAGUCCUUCUGCCGCUCCAUAAGGUCAAAUCCCUGAGCGUCUACCACCCGCAGCUUGCUUACUGUGUGGUCCAGUUCCUGGAGAAGGACAGCAGUCUAACGGAGCCGGUGAUCAUGGGCUUGUUGAAGUUCUGGCCAAAGACCCACAGUCCCAAAGAGGUGAUGUUCCUGAACGAGCUCGAGGAGAUCCUGGACGUCAUCGAGCCGUCCGAGUUCGUCAAAGUCCAGGAGCCUCUGUUCAGACAGCUGGCCAAGUGUGUGUCCAGCCCCCACUUCCAGGUGGCGGAGCGAGCUCUGUACUACUGGAACAACGAGUACAUCAUGAGUCUGAUCAGCGACAACGCCGCCAAGAUCCUCCCCAUCAUGUUCCCCGCCCUGUACAAGAACUCCAAGAGCCACUGGAACAAGACAAUCCAUGGUCUGAUCUACAACGCGCUGAAGCUCUUCAUGGAGAUGAACCAGAAACUGUUUGACGACUGCACGCAGCAGUACAAGGCAGAGAAACAGAAAGAGAAAUACAAGCUGAAGGAGAGAGAGGAGAUCUGGCACAAGAUUGAGGAGCUGGCCCGCCAGAACCCACAGAUGAAUAAGCUCCACCCCCUCCGCCCUGGACUCCACCCACAGGAAGAGUACAUGCUGUACAGUGACAGUGCUGUUGCUCUGUACUCGAUGGAAACUGAGACUCCAACUGCCGAGGACAUCCAGCUGCUAAAGAAGACUGUGGAGAGCGAGGCUACCCAGGUGAAGGAGCUGAAGAAGGACAAGGUUUUGAUGCGCAGGAAGUCGGAGCUGCCGCAGGACGUCUACACCAUCAAAGCCCUGGAGGCGCACAAAAGAGCCGAGGAAUACCUGACAGCCAAUCAGGAGGCUCUCUGACGGGGGGAGGCGGUCCCCACUGAGCCUGGCUCCGCCCCUCUCUGUCUCCGGGCAGGAAGUUGAAGUUUUCCUGGAGAAACUGAUCCGGUCGGAAGCUGCCUGCAGACAGCAGGCCGCCGCUGUGUUCGCGUCACGUCGGAAUCGCCGCACAUACGAGAAAAACCUCCGCCGGUCAGCUGACAGACCAAAACGUUCGAGUCCAGACUCGCUGUGCUUCGUCAAGUCGCUCGUUCACAGCGGACGUCCCGGACGCCGUGAUGUCGUGCGUGACGUGAACGCAGCACGAGGCGGCGCCUGCACCGCUGCGCUGCCUCAAACGCAUCUCGUGCUGAUAAAUCUGACCUCCGUGGUUUCCAUGGCGACAGGAAGCAGUUGUCUUUCCUGCUGCCGCUUCCUCCACGUUCAUCCUGCUGCCUGCGUACCGUUAGACCCCGCCUCCUCCUACCCGAUUGAUUGGCUCGGUCAUGUGGUCUCCCGUGUCGUCUGCUUCGCCGCACAUGGACUUGAAUGUAAAAUCUGAGGCAGUCACCUGCAGUGCAUCAUGGGAAGCUGACAAGGUCAGUUUCUCUUCCUGUGCGGACAGGAAGUCGAUCCGGCUCAGUUCUCCAGGAACAGCUUAGCUCUGGAGCCCCGCCCCCUCCAGUUCUCAUCCAAUCAAUCGGCUGCUGUGCACCUGACCAAUCAUCUUUCAUCUCUUUCCCCCUGGCUCCGCCCACAACCCCCCCCCCUUCUGCUGGACUGGACUGGACACACACACACACACACACACACACAAACACACACACACUCGCUGCAUCUUGUUAGUUUGUGUUUGGCUUGUUGCCAUGGCAGUGGGGUCUGAGUGUGUCACCAUGGCAACAGCACAUCCAGCCUGGAAGGUUUUAAUGGUAGAAAGACGACACGUCACACGUCUCAUAGCACACGUCUGCAGAGUGUGAUGUCACGUGACCCGUCAGGUGACCCGUCACGUGACCCGUCAGGUGACCCGUCAGGUGACCCGUCAGGUGACCCGUCACGUGACCCGUCAGGUGACCGUCACGUGACCCGUCACGUGACCCGUCAGGUGACCCGUCACGUGACCCGUCAGGUGACCCGUCACGUGACCCGUCAGGUGACCCGUCACGUGACCCGUCAGGUGACCCGUCACGUGACCCGUCAGGUGACCCGUCAGGUGACCCGUCAGGUGACCCGUCAGGUGACCCGUCACGUGACCCGUCAGGUGACCCGUCACGUGACCCGUCAGGUGACCCGUCACGUGACCGUCACGUGACCCGUCAGGUGACCCGUCAGGUGACCGUCAGGUGACCCGUCAGGUGACCGUCAGGUGACCCGUCAGGUGACCCGUCGCGUGACCCGUCAGGUGACCCGUCGCGUGACCUGUCAGGUGACCGUCGCGUGACCUGUCAGGUGACCCGUCAGGUGACCCGUCAGGUGACCCGUCGCGUGACCUGUCAGGUGACCCGUCGCGUGACCUGUCAGGUGACCUGUCAGGUGACCGUCAGGUGACCUGUCAGGUGACCGUCGCGUGACCUGUCAGGUGACCCGUCGCGUGACCUGUCAGGUGACCCGUCAGGUGACCCGUCGCGUGACCUGUCAGGUGACCCGUCAGGUGACCCGUCAGGUGACCUGUCAUGCUGCUGCACCACAGGAGCGGCAGAUAGACCAGAAUGCACUGCAGCGGCAGGACAGGUGAGACAGACCAGUUUCUGUGUUGCUGAAAGGCAUUCUGGGAAAUGUAGUUGGUUAGUAACAGCAGUGGUUGUGCAUCAUGUUUCAUUCUGGGGUCAUGUGACUGAGUUCUGGGUUCUGAUUGGCUGCUGGGAACACACUGAAUGUAAAACAGAUGUUGAUGUAGGCGGAGUCACAAAGCGCGGCGGCGUGUUCCUCACCGUGUUUUCCUCCGUGUCGAUGUCACGUGACGUCACUGAGGCACUUCCUGUCAGCUGAGUCGGCGUACUCGCCGCCGUCAUGGAAACGCCCUCAGGCUGUAGAAUGAUGGACCAAUCAGAGCAGAGCCCUGUGUGGAUCCUCCAGGGCGCGGCGGCUGCGUGUGAUUGGCUGAUGUUUCCUGUAAAGUGAUGAAGUGCUCAGUCCCGCCUGGGGGGGGGGGGCGUGGUCAUCCCACUGGAUCAGGUAGUUUGACCACGCCCCUUCGUCCCUGUGCCCUGUAGUGGAUUUCUGCCACCUGCUUGGUCCAGCCAGGUGUCCUCUGACAGGUGUGACCAUGUGGGGUCCCAGUUGGCCAGCAGGGGGCGUGGCCUGCGCACACCAGCUGACAGGUAUGGAAACACGCCAACGUAAAAACCAGAAACGUGUCGUCUGCAUGGAGCAUCGUGACGCGGCGAAUGUAAACAAGGAAGUGACCAGCGGCACGCAGGAAGUCCCAGCCAAUCAGAACGCUUCAAGGCGGAGCAGAGCGGGAAACCGCCCACUUGGUCCUAAACAAAUAAACAAGGUCAAAGUGAGUGAUGCAUUAUGGGACUGAGCCGUGCACGAGGGCGGUGGCAGCUUCAAAGCUCCGCCCACCUGCUGACGUACAGGUGUAGCUGUCCGUCGUCAUACAGGAAACACUCAGAGCUGCUCCGCCUCCUUUUCCAGGCCUGGGGAAUUCUGGGAAACUGCAGGUUGGAAAAGUUUUGGAAAAGUCCCGGAGUUCUGUUCAUACAUUUUUUUGUGUUUUUGUUUUUGUUUUGUUUUUAGUGGUCAAAUGUUUAUUGUUGUGUUCGGCUGCUGCUCCGCCCCCAUCCUCACACUUCCUGUCCAGGUCUUACCAAAAUAAAAGCUGGGAAAUUCAAAUCAGAUAUUCAGCAGAACAAAAACAAGCCGGAGCAGAGAUUUGUGAUCAGGGCGUCAGCGGGAUGUGGGGCGGGACGUCCCGCAGGGAGGGGGCAGUCAGCAGCCCCACGUGGGGCUCGGCCUCACAGGAAGGAGAAGUCAUGUGACUCUGAAGCUGCAGGUUCACUUGAGGUCUGUCAGAGGGGAGAGGCGCAGUGACGUGGGCUCACGGCCGCCGGACGACUUUUCCAGACUUUUCCAGACUUUUCCAGACUUCUCCAGGCCCUGCAGGCGCUCUGUGUUCCAGAUGUUUCUGCUCCUCAUCAUCACGUCUCAUUCCAUCAUCACAUCUGUUUUGGUUUUGAUCAGCUGAUUCCUGUUUACUUCCUGUUUACUUCCUGUGUAACCGUCUCAUCUCUCUGCUCCACUAAACUCUUGGUCUUGGUUAUUUUUUGUUCUUUAAGCGCCUGAGAAAUAUUAUUUUGGAAACAAAGUGAAGGCUGGUGCUUGGCGGUGCGAGCGCCUGCGCACAAACAAUCCUCAUAGGAAUAGAUUCUGAAGAAGAAACAGAUUAUAUGCCAGAUUAUCCUGCUUUAUGAUCCGGGCACAUUCCCACAUGCUGCCUGUAGUUAUGGUUGCAAAUCUUUGUGUAUUAUAUAUUGUCAUGUAUCUUGUCUCAUGGCUCCGCCCCCUGGCCACGCCCCUCCUGUACUGUUUACACUGGCUGCUGCUGGUUACUGUUCUCAUUGGCUGGUUUUUCUUUACACUCACUGCACGUUGUCAUUGAUUGGCUGUCGUGUGGGCGUUGCCGUGGAGACUUGCUGUCUAUCACUCUGACCAUUCCAUUGGGGGGGAUAAGCCCCGCCCACCUCACUGGCCACUGGACAAAAUGGCCUCCAGCCAAAAAGCCGCCGAGCUCGUUCACAACAGCGAGUCUGAAUCUGUUGAUCAAAAUGAUUCCAGCGAGUUUUAAGAUUUUGAUGAUUCUCAGGAUGUCGUGAAUCUCUUAUUAUUUUGAAUUUUGACGCCUUGUGUCAAAAACCAUCAGCAACUCAGCAAAAUGACCUGGAAAGUUUGCUAAAACUAAAAAAGAAAAAAACAAACAAAAAAACAAAUGAUCUGAAAUUAAGCAACUAAAAACAAAAAAAAAGGAAAUUUGCAUCACAUGAACUUUUGAAACGCGUGGAGAGGGAAGGUUUGGAUUCUGUGUUUACUGGUCGACCGCCCGUCUGUCUGCGAUCAGCCGCUGCAUUUAAGGACCUCACUACAGCCUGGGACCUGUCGGGUCUGACCGGCUUCAGGCAACAGUUUAGAAAUGAUGUCGCGGGUCGGGUCAUGAUGAUAUUAUUUUAGUGAAACUCUAGUCUGAAAAAAAAACAAAAAUGAUGGAGCUGCUGUCUGUUCUCGGCAACUUCCUGUACAGUGCUGGAGUUUACGUGACGGCGCUGAAGGCAACAUGUAGGCUGUUACAGGCAGUAAAUGUAACGUGGAGAUGGAGGACAGGCGUCGAGUUUGGAUGAAAAUGUGCGGCCCGAUCCGCUCUCUGACAGACGACAAACAUCACAACGAGCCCAGAACCACUUCAGGAUUCACGGGAUUUUCCUGUUUCAUUAAAACGUUGAGGCGAUGACGCUCCGCUGUAAGAGGCUUUCCAUCAGGGACUGUUUUCUGGCGGAGGUGUACGUUCUGCUGUGAGGUGGCCACAGAAACAGAGGAACUGUUUGUGUUGUGUUUAAAUGCCAACAAUAAAUAAGAAAAACGAACAUCUACAUGCACGUCCUGGUUUGCUUAGCCUUUGUCUUUGGCGGUGUGUUCAGGUGCCGUUUGGUCAGAAUAUUAAACUUUGGGCUGAACGGGUCGGGCAGGGUCCUCCCCCUGGGCCCGUCAGCAGAGGCUCGCAGGUUCGAUCCCCGUGGUCUGAGGAGUCCGUCCAGCUCGGCAAAGCGUUCAGCUUUAAGGUCAAAGGUUAUUUUGUCCAGUGGUGAGACACAUUGGAAGAGGCUGAAGAUUAAAAAAAAAAAAAAUCUGAAAAAUGACCCCACCCUGACACGCACACACACACACACACACGCACACACGCAC
Molecule: messenger RNA, 6830 nt
Organism: Myripristis murdjan (pinecone soldierfish)
Lineage: Eukaryota; Metazoa; Chordata; Actinopteri; Holocentriformes; Holocentridae
Gene: ppp2r5d
Product: protein phosphatase 2, regulatory subunit B', delta
Exons: 17
Coding region: 162-1973 (603 amino acids)
Biological process (GO): protein dephosphorylation; signal transduction
Cellular component (GO): nucleus; cytosol; protein phosphatase type 2A complex
Molecular function (GO): protein phosphatase activator activity
Source: RefSeq, a predicted model, not a curated record